Molecule: messenger RNA, 2598 nt
Organism: Macroventuria anomochaeta
Lineage: Eukaryota; Fungi; Ascomycota; Dothideomycetes; Pleosporales; Didymellaceae
Product: DUF221-domain-containing protein
Exons: 3
Coding region: 1-2598 (865 amino acids)
Cellular component (GO): plasma membrane
Molecular function (GO): calcium-activated cation channel activity
Source: RefSeq, a predicted model, not a curated record
AUGUCAUCCACCGGUGGACAAACCGGCGAGGCCAGAGAUGCGCCGAACAGCUUGUCGUCCUUCCUGUCGACGCUGGUCCCUACAGCAAUCCUCGCCGCUGCCUUCGUCACGGCCUUCAUCAUUUUCCGCAAGUCCUUCCGCCGAGUGUACGCGCCUAGGACGUACCUCAAUCAUCUGGGGGUUCAACGACAGACUCCAGCCCCGAGUGGGGGCAUGUUUGGAUGGCUCAAGGACUUUAAGAAUCUCAAGGAUGAGUAUAUCCUGGAUCAUCAGUCGAUCGACGGCUAUCUUUUCGUGCGCUUCUUCAAGGUGAUGGUUGUUCUGAGCUUCUUGGGCGCUUGCAUCACCUGGCCUGUUCUGUUCCCAGUCAACGCGACUGGCGGUGCUGGACAACAGCAGUUCGACAUUCUCUCUAUGAGUAAUGUCCUGAACGAAGGCGUUAAUGUCAACCGCUACUACGCCCACGCAAUCAUCUCAGCGAUUUUCCUGAGUCUCAUCAUGGUGAUCGUUGCGCGUGAAUCAUUCUACACUGUAAACCUCCGUCAAGCCUACCGCCGAUCACCGUGGGGCGCCAGUCGUCUGUCCGCGCGAACGAUCUUGUUCACCAACGUGCCAAAGACACUCUCCCAGAGUGCAUUGUUUGAGAUGUUCCCUGGUGUCAAGCAUGCUUGGGUUGCGUCCAAUACCAAGGACCUCGAAGAUCUCGUUGAGGAUCGCGACAAGACGGCUCUCAAAUUCGAGGCUGGCGAGGUCCAGCUUUUGACUGAUGCCAACAAGAAUAGGAUGAAGGCUGAGAAGGGCAAGAAGCACUUCGUAAACGAGAACGCACAGGAUGGGACUAAGUGGCUCAACCCUAAGGACCGCCCAACCCACAAGCUCAAGUUCCUCAUUGGCAAGAAGGUCGACACCAUCGAGUAUGGACGCCAGCACCUGGCUGAGCUUAUCCCCAAGAUCACCGCUGAGCAGGACAAGCACUGGAACGGCCAAGGCGAGCUCGUUGGCGCUGUGUUUAUUGAGUUCGACACCCAGAGGCGCGCCCAGGAUGCAUGGCAGAUGAUGCAAAGUCGCAAGAACAAGCCCAACUCCAAGAUGGACGCUCGUCAGCUUGGUGUCAUGCCUCAAGAAGUGGUCUGGAAUAACCUCAAGAUUGGCAAGUCUCAACACUUCAUCCGCUGGGCUGUUGCUACCGCCAUCAUCGCCGUCAUGGUCAUCUUCUUCGCCGUUCCCGUUGCUUUCGUUGGUUUGAUUUCCAACAUCAACUACCUGGCUGGACGAUUUACUUGGCUAUCGUGGAUCCUUGACAUCCCCGCAGUGAUUCUGGGUGUUGUCACCGGUCUGUUGCCCACCGUUAUGCUUGCUGUCUUGAUGGCUUUGGUUCCUAUCUUCUGCCGUCUCAUGGCUAAGCUGGCCGGUUACGUCACUUGGAGCCAGAUUGAGUUAAAGACACAGAGCUGGUACUUCGUUUUCCAGGUUGUUCAGGUGUUUCUUGUCGCAACCCUUUCUAGCGCCAUUACCUCCGUUAUCAACGAUGUCCUCAACAACCCCGGUAGCGUCCUGGGCCUUCUCGCAGAGAAUCUGCCCAAAGCGUCCAACUUCUACAUCAGUUACUUUGUCUUGUUGGGACUUUCGUCGGCCGCCGGUACACUUCUCAACAUUGGUGGCUUUGUCGUCGUCGUACUCCUUGGUCGUAUUCUCCCUGGAAAGACACCUCGCAAGGUUUUUGACAAGCUUACUAAGCUCUCUGCUCCCGCAUGGGGAUCUGAGUUCCCCAAGUGGUGCAACUUGGGUGUUAUCGCCAUCACUUACUCUGGUAUUGCCCCACUAAUCUUGGGUUUUGCCACUGUCGGUUUCUCCCUCGUCUACAUUGCCUACCGCUACAACUUCCUCUAUGUAUACGAGACCAACAUCGAUACUAAGGGCGAGGCUUACCAGAAGGCAUUGAAGCAGCUCCUCACCGGUGUCUACCUUUCGGAGAUCUGUCUUAUCGGCCUGUUCGCUAUCUCUACCGCGGACAACCGUUACUCCGCGGGUCCUCUGGCGAUCAUGUGCCUCAUGCUGGCAAUCACUGUCAUCUUCACCGUAACUCUAGGAAGGGCUCUCAAGCAUGAGGAGGCUCGUUUGGCAUACACCGACCCCACCCCGCAGAACGGUCACAUUGAGGAUGGACAUCGUGAUGAGAGCCGCGAGAAGUCUGAUUCUGCACCAUUGAACGGCACCAACUCGGAUCACGCCCCGAAGGCUUCUCGCAUUCCCGGCUUCCUCAGGAAAAUCAUCAACCCAGAGCGCAACUCACUCAACACUCUCUACGGCACGCUGGACAAGUUCUAUCACCAACCUCAGGAGCCACUCCCUGUCGAGAUCCAGAAGCGCGCCUUCUUCAACCCUGCUGUCACAUCGCCUACACCUGUCAUCUGGAUCGUUCGCGACGACAUGGGCAUCAGUGAGCGUGAAAUCAGGGACACGAAGAAGGCUUGCCCCGAGCUGCAGAUGACAGACGAGCAAGCUAUCUUCAACGAGAAGGGCAAGGUCUACUGGAAGGGUGUCGAUGACGGUCACGCCAGGGAGGCACCUGUGUUUGACGAGCGCAUUGUCUACUAG